This is a messenger RNA of Mauremys mutica (yellowpond turtle), 3015 nucleotides long. Its product is annotated as glioma pathogenesis-related protein 1-like. The record is from RefSeq and is a predicted model, not a curated record. Lineage: Eukaryota; Metazoa; Chordata; Testudines; Geoemydidae. The transcript is spliced from 6 exons. The coding region runs from base 77 to 922 and encodes 281 amino acids. Gene Ontology annotation, cellular component: extracellular region.
UAAAACUCAGCCUUCCAGCCAAAACACCGUCUGGGGAGCUAAGAGCACCGUAUAUAGCCAAAAUAUUCUGCUUUCAAUGUUGGAAGGUCAGAGAGAUUUGAGAAUCAUGAAAAUCACGCUGUCCCUUCCUGGGCUGGUCGUACUGGCUCUCUCAGUUUGCUGCUACUCUUAUGAGCCAAGUACUUUACCUGAUACAAGAGACAAACAGUUUAUUGAGGAGUGCGUGACGGCUCAUAACAAUUUUCGGUCCCGGGUGAAUCCAGCAGCUAGCAACAUGCUUCACAUGAGCUGGGACCCAGAUUUGGCAAAGACAGCCAGAGCAUGGGCAAAGACAUGUCAGUUUAAACAUAAUAUCUAUCUCAAGAUACCCGGGAAGGCCCACCCUACCUUUACUUCUGUUGGAGAAAACAUCUGGACUGGCUCUCUUCGCAUGUUUUCUGUGACUGCAGCCCUCACUAGUUGGUACGAUGAGUUCGAAGACUAUACCUAUGGCACUAACACUUGCAGCAACGUGUGUGGCCAUUACACUCAGAUUGCUUGGGCGACAAGUUACAAAGUUGGCUGCGCUGUUCACUUUUGCCCUACGGUAACAGGGUUUCGUGGACCUAAUGCAGCACAUUUUAUUUGCAACUAUGGGCCAGCUGGGAAUUAUCCAACACGGCCUUAUGACACGGGAGCAGCAUGCAGCAAAUGCAACGGUGAGAAGUGUGUGGAUAAGCUAUGUGAAAAUCCAGAGCGUGAGAAAGUCAUAAGUAACUCUGGGUGGUAUCCAGACUGGGACAGGUAUCCAGACCAGGAUAAAGCCAUGUGUGACCAAUACUGUAUCACUGUUCUAGUUUUAAGGCCAUUGUUAAUUAUAUUGACGUUUGGAGCUGUUUGGUUUCUACAGAAGCAUUAUCCCCAAGUAUCUAUAAGUGACUAAUACGCAUUUGAAAGAUUGCGGGAACACUUCAGGCUAUUCUACUCCUGUUCCAUGUGCAGAUUUAUUAGUGUGGGGAAAUCUAACACAAUGAUCUGUAGAAUGAGGCCUAAUCUAUUAAUGAUGAGUGCAUUUAUCUAUUUUCAAAUCACAUGCAAAAAAAGCCACACACAACCCUUAACGCAAGGUAACUGUCUGAAUAUAGGUGAAGGCUCACUGUAAUUUGCUUGGUUAAGGGCCAGAGUUAAGGGCAUGCAUUCACCCUUCUCUUUUACGUGCUCUGUUAUUUGAGGACCUGUCAUCAAGCUUGUGCAGUUAAUAUGUAGCUAAUUGCUGCUGUCCUUACCCAAAGGAGUAGUCCAAUAGAAGUCAAUUGGACUACUUAUGUGAGUAAAUGAAGCAAGAUUUGGCCUGUAACCUUUUGCAUUUGACCCUGUAGGUGUUUAGUUUUUGUUUAAAUGUUUGAGGGGAUGAUGAGAAGAGUCACAAGUUCCUUAGCUAGCAGGCACCCUCAGUCCAGCCACAGGCCAUCUGGUGCCCAUCCACAUCCUCCUGCUCCUCAGUCAUAUGUACAUUUCUUGACAGGCACCAACUAGUGACAGGUGACUAGUGUUUGUUAGUACUGCGGGCUGAGCACCGGAUAUACCUGCACAUUUAUUGAAAUGUGCAUUCCCUCCUAGAGCAUGUGAAGUGUAAACAUUUGUAAUUGUAAAGCUACUGAUUAUAUUUUCUUCACUUAGAUCUUUUGAUUAGAUCAUGAGCUCUUUGAGACAAGGACUGGGUGGAAAGCACCUAGCCUGUUGUGGGUACUAUUAUACCACAAUAUAAAGAACAAUAGGCUCAUGCUUUUUAGAGUUUAAUGAAGUCUAAAAGCAAGUCAAAUAGAAGAAAAUACUUCAAACUUUCAUUAAAAGUUACCUAUUUCACUUUAUGCAAUGUGCAUCCUAAUUCAGUAGUUACAGAGCCUAAACAAUGUUUACAUACAAGGGGCCCAAUCCUGCAAACACUUAGGCAUGUGAGUAGCUUUGCUUAUGUGAACAAUCCCAUUAGUUUAACUGAUUACUUGUGAGAAUGAUGUUACUUAUACGCAUUAAGUAUUUGCAGGCCUGGGCCUCACUCCAAGGCCCCCAAAAUAAAAGACAAGGCCCUCACUUGCUCAUCUCACCUCUUCCAAAACAUUUGGGUGAGUAAGAAGGAUUUUCAGCAUCCCCUCUAGGGUGACCAGAUGUCUCAUUUUUUAUAAAGGGACAGUCCCGUUUUUGCGGACUUUUUCUUAUAUAGGCACCUAUUAUCCCCCACCCCCUGUUCUGUUUUUUCAUAGUUGCUAUCUGGUCACCCUACCUGUGACAAAUCCUGGGGCUCUGUCAAAGAAAGCAGGACUGUGCGAUGAUUUGGGGAAUCUAUGUGCAAACUGUUUGGUGCUAUGCACACUCUGUAAGCUCUUACGAUUAUUUUAAACUGUAUUCUUACUGCAUACUCCUUGGGCUAAACACAAAGGGAAUGGUGCCUGACUGUCUUUGAAUGAGAUUCUGAUGGUUUAAUCAGCAAUGAGUAGGCAGAGCCUGAACAUAACUGAAUGACUGAAGCCUUGGAUAACCAGCUCUCUUCAGAUCUCUGGAGGACAGGAAAAUCCCCAGGAGCGAACCAAAGAGACUCAAGUGUUGAUAAAGCCCUUUAAAGACUGGAGGGCUGAGAAGUUGGGGAAGUCCUCACAGAAGGACUGACAGAGGAACAGGUUUCCACACAGGCAGGGAAACCUUUUUGAUUGCUGGUCAGGCCAGGAGCUGGAGGACUCUGACUGGAGGGGUCAUAAAGAGAGAGAGACACACACACACACACUUCAUGUUCUCUCUGUGAUUGUAUGAACACCUGAGAACCAACUGAGAUCUCAGCAGGGCUUUUUAGCAUCAGUCAACAUCUUUGGACUUAGACUCCAGAACUCAAUUAGUCAGAUUCAGGCCUUGGCUCUGUUCAUACAAGUGACUUUACUUGGAUGGACCCCAUAACCCAUAAGGAGCCCGGUGCAGGUGUUUGCUUGAGUGAAGUCAAAUGCAGAUGUGUCCUUUAUGAGCAGAUUUAAUUAUAUGCAGCCCAGC